UGAAUUCAUAAACAAAACAAAUACAGAACGGAUGCAAGCUCAAUGCCAGCUAAAGUUGAAUUUAGUUCUUCGAAAAUAAUUAUUUCCUUUUAGCAAUUAUUUCUUUCUGAGGAAUAACCAGUAACUAUGUUUUAGUUAUGUUGUAUCCAUUUUAUGAAGUUAUUUUUGAAAAAGUCUCCAUAUCUUGAUGCAUCCCUAUGAUAAGAAAUAAAGAAUUGAAAGCCAAAGUAUGGAUGAGAGCUCAGAAGCCGUUGACCCCAGAGUUAAAGAUCAAUUGGAGUAUUUAAACUCUUAUACUGAUGAGAUUAAUAGCCUUGAACUUCAGCUUGAUGAUGCAAAUGCUACAUUUCGCAACACUUUGAGUGAAUAUAGUCAGAGACUGAAACUGAUUGCCAAAAAGUUAGGCAAGUGUGUCCGCAUUGCAAGACCCUAUUAUGAAGCCGAAGAAGCAGCUCAAGCUGCUAAACUUGAGUGUGAAGAGGCUGCUAUUCGUUAUCACAGGGCAUGCAGUGCUCAUAAAGAAGCUCGGGAAACUAUAGCAAUGGCAGAAAAAAAGUUUGAUUCGAAAAAAGACGAUUAUCAGUUUGAUGCUGCUUGGCAAGAAAUGCUUAACAGAGAAACUAUAAAACUAAUGAAUGCAGAAGCUUUGAAAGAAGAAAAUGAGCUUGAACAUAAGAGAACAACUCAAACUUUUUCUGCUGCAGUAGAAAAAGUUAAAAUCUUAGAACAGCAAUUGAAAAAGGAGAUAAUUAAAUCUAGAUCAUAUUUUGAACAAAAGAAAGUGUUCCUAAAAGUCUUGCAGGACUUAAAAACUCGUGUUGAAUCUUUACAAAGAGCUGUUAUGGAUUCUAAAGCGUCCUAUGCUGCAUGCUUGCAUAAUCUAGAGAUGAUAUCAAGUGAAAUUCAUGAAAGGAGAAAGCUAAACUUGCCACCUAGGGAACCUGGCGUCGGAGCUGAAUGGGAUGCCAAAGCUAAUGCUGAAAUUUCUAUUCGUCCUCCUUUGUCAAUGAUAAAAGUUUGGGACUCGGAAAGCAUAUCUUCUGCUACCGAAACUGAUGUAACUUCUGAUAACGAGAAUUUGUGUCAAGAUUUGUCUUUGGAAUCAAGUUUGAAAUUUACUCCAAAUCUAAACAAACCACCUAUGGAUGUAAGUGAAGAUGAAAAAGCUACAAGUGCCAACAUCAGCCGGCCUGGUGAUCUUCCCCUUCCACCUUCCAACAUGAAUGAUACUCCGUCCACAUCUACCGAUGAAAAAAUAUGUGAUUUGUUCGAAGACGUAGAUCUGAAUUCAUAGCAAAAUAGAAAGAAUAUAACUAUCUGGUUUAGAUUUUCAUAAUUGUAUCGUUGAUUUUAAAUAUUUUUAUGAUUUUAUUUUGUUUUGUUUUUUUUCCCUCAUUUUUAUUGCAUUUACCUCAUUUUUCUUUUUUAUUAAAGGAAACAUUUUUCAUUGAAGUUUUUCUGAUUUAGUUAUUCGUGUUCUCUUUGUUUUGAAAAAUUAGUUUUAUGUGAUAACCUGCAAUUCUUUUUUAAAAAAUUGUUUGCUUAGAUUUUAGUUUACUGUUGGUGAUUGAUAGAUUUUAGAAGUUAAAAACAAAAUAAUUAAAUUUACUCCUUUUGGUGGUUAAAAUCAAUAUUUUUUUUCUAUUAUGUAAGCACUUCUGCUACAUUUUUUUAAUAGUUAUGUAAUUUUUUAAUAACCAUUAAAGUAUGUGAAUUUUGAGACUCUAUUAAUAUAAUAUUAAAUUAUGUUGAUAGCUCAUUUGCAUAUAUGUGUAGCGAAUAUUUGAAAAUAGUCAAGUGAGAAAAAGAUAGACUGGUGCUAUGUGAAUAAAGUAAAACAGUGACAAAAGAGUACAAAUAAUGGUGUGACAUCGGUUCCAUUAUAAAGGACAUUC
This is a messenger RNA of Parasteatoda tepidariorum (common house spider), 1895 nucleotides long. Its product is annotated as SH3 domain-binding protein 5 homolog. Gene Ontology annotation, molecular function: protein kinase inhibitor activity. NCBI's taxonomy places the organism in Eukaryota, Metazoa, Arthropoda, Arachnida, Araneae, Theridiidae. Gene Ontology annotation, cellular component: cytoplasm. Gene Ontology annotation, biological process: intracellular signal transduction. The record is from RefSeq and is a predicted model, not a curated record.